CAUGCGCAGAGGGCUGGAGAAUUGACAUCGCGGAGCAGCACUGCAAUAUCCAUCGAUUCGGGACCGAAGAUUAUCCAUCUGCAUUCUCGCAAGACUGGUGCCACCUGUACAUAUUAAUCCAUAACAACUGUGUCUUUAAAGCAAUCAUGUCCAUGGGAAGUGACUUUGGGAACCCUUUACGGAAAUUCAAACUUGUUUUUUUAGGGGAGCAAAGCGUUGGGAAAACAUCGCUGAUAACAAGGUUCAUGUAUGACAGUUUUGACAACACUUAUCAGGCAACCAUUGGAAUUGACUUUUUAUCAAAAACCAUGUAUCUGGAGGACCGAACUGUGAGGUUACAGCUAUGGGACACCGCAGGGCAGGAGCGUUUUAGGAGUCUCAUCCCGAGCUACAUUAGAGACUCCACAGUGGCUGUGGUGGUGUAUGAUAUCACAAAUGUCAAUUCAUUCCAACUAACCUCCAAAUGGAUUGAUGAUGUCAGAACAGAGAGGGGAAGUGAUGUCAUUAUCAUGCUGGUGGGCAAUAAAACAGACCUGGAGGAAAAGAGGCAAAUCACCAUAGAGGAGGGUGAGCAGCGGGCUAAAGAGCUGAAUGUGAUGUUUAUCGAGACUAGUGCAAAGACUGGCAGCAACGUUAAACAGUUGUUUCGGCGAGUGGCGGCUGCUUUGCCCGGAAUGGAGAGCCUGGAUGAUAACAACAAAGAAGGAAUGAUUGACAUUAAGCUGGACAAACAGCCAGAUCCUCCGGCCACUGAAAGCGGGUGCUCCUGUUAGUAAAAAGCGGUUCGGACCUUCAUUAACACCACAUGCUUGUUCUGUUGCUUCCUAUGGGUCCACGUCCAGUUGAACUUUAUGAUCGGAUAUAGGCUUUUUACAUCUGAAUGGGUCUAAAAAUUAUAUUCCUCAGUUGCAAGAACAAAAAAAAAUCUACACUGUCUGUUUAAUUGCCAAAAUAAUAUCAUAGGUAAUUCAAAGUGACUAGCUAACAGAUACAUAUAAGACAGGAAGUGGCAUGUGUACCAUCUUCGGAAAAAACAAACAAACAUUCAGAGUGGAUUAUCGGUUGUUAUGUUUUGUAUUUUUGUACAUUACAAAAAGCACUAAAUGAUGCCUUCACAAAAAUGAGUUUAAGACGGGCGACAGAGUAACUGUCUUUCGUCCAUAGCAUGCAUGUAAGACAACUUUUAGAAUCUGUCAUGUCCUUUGGUUCAUACACAUCGAUAGUAACGAAGCGAAGAACUCAGAAAUUAAUGAAAAAAAGAAAAAAGAGAGCGUUCCUGUUCAAAGUCUUAGUGUGGGUCUGUGUAUACAGUACAUCCUACAUGCUAAACCAGUACCAACCUCCACGAGAGGUGUGUGUACUAACCCGGCUAACCUUUAAAGUGCCGUGGCACUGUUGCAAAGAACCAAUGGAUUUUUCUGCUAGCUCCAUGUAUACACUUUAGAUCCGCCAGGCGGUACUGUAUUGUAUAUAGUAUUUAUAUUAUUGUGAACAUCCAUCAUUUAGACGUGGUUUAUGUUCACUUGUACAAAUUUUUUCUUUUUUUUUUCUUCUUUUUUUUUAUAUGACAAGGGCUUCACUUUUAUUUUCUCAGUCUCACCUGUAGCCAUACACUGGUAGUAAAGUAUUACUUAUGAUUUGAGCAUUUUGCUGUUGCCUUAUACCAUUUUACUCAUCCACCAAAAUUUUUUCAGACUCUGUUCAGAAAGUAAGUGGGUUCUCAUUUUUUUAAUUAUAAUGUUGUAUUUGCAGCCAUCUAGAACUAAAAAGAAUGAAAUAAGUGUCAUUCAUUCGGUUGGGCGAGGAAGGCGAUUUUGAGGUGAGCCUUAGGAAACAACAGAUUUUCAUUUCAAAUACAUGCACUUUCUUCUGGGUUCUGACAAGGAAAUGUAUGGUUCACCACAUCUAAAAGUGAUGAAACAGACAAAUGAUUGUCAUAUCCUUUGUAGUAAAGCUCUCGUAGUCUCCCGCACAUGUUGAAUGGACGUGUAGAUUAAAAUUCAAAAUGCUAGUUGUAGGUGAACACUUUCAUCUGAGAGAAUCCUAAAACGUGAAGACCUUUUUAAAAGAAUGUACCCGCCUGUCGUCCACUCACGAUAUUCUGGUUAUCGCAACAGUACGUUCAAGAAAUGUGAGUUGUUUACGAAUCUCUGGAAACAUAGUAUCUUUAAUGUAUUUGUUUUUGUUUUCUAUUUUGAAUUGUUUACAUAAAUGCACUGAUUAACACCACUGAUUGUAUAGAGAUUACUUUAGGAUAUAUUAGGUAUUUAUAAUAUAUUUAAUGUUAGUGCAAGUUUCUUUCUGGUGCCAAUAAUUCUAUUAAUUAAAACAAACAUGGACAUGAGGAAUAACUGUGACUGAAUUGUUGGUACUAGGCUUGAUUUUAGGGGCGCUGAUAUAUACUGUGGGGCGGGACUGAGGUUAACGAGUUUUGCAUUGACGGGGCACAGAAUAUGCCAUCUUUCGCAUUCACAUUUCUCCGUUUCCUCUCGUUUGCUUUGUCAUCUUUCACUUUUGUACACUAGUUGUGCCUUCUGUUAUUGUGGCAUCACAAUGCAAAGCUUUCAUUGUAUGGCUACCUGAGAACACAUACGUUACAGAACGGUGGUCACUGAUCGGUUGGCCAGACAACUGACGGAUUUAUGAUGUUGAUCUGUGAUGAAAUUGUUGUAUUCACACCAUCUAGCCAAUUCACAGCAGUCGAGAAGAAUUGCAGAACAGUCCCGUGCAAGAGGAAGGUUGUAUGUAAAAACAGGAAGUUGCUGCUGAUAGUGUGAGGAGAUUGAAUCUGUCAGAGUUGUUGCCAUAGGGUUGUGUAGAGCAGUGUAGUUGGCUCUUUAUUCACUCUGUAAGGACAUUUGUGAGCAUGACAUCUGUCUGAAAAAAAAAAAUCAAUAAAAUCCAUGUCUUAAUACCAAA
This is a messenger RNA of Labeo rohita (rohu), 2919 nucleotides long. It is a transcript of the gene rab6bb, whose product is annotated as RAB6B, member RAS oncogene family b. NCBI's taxonomy places the organism in Eukaryota, Metazoa, Chordata, Actinopteri, Cypriniformes, Cyprinidae. Gene Ontology annotation, molecular function: GTP binding; GTPase activity. The transcript has 8 exons. Bases 147 to 773 code for a protein of 208 amino acids. The record is from RefSeq and is a predicted model, not a curated record.